Gymnogyps californianus (California condor) is the source of this 1867-nucleotide messenger RNA. RefSeq names its product arylsulfatase D-like. NCBI's taxonomy places the organism in Eukaryota, Metazoa, Chordata, Aves, Accipitriformes, Cathartidae. The record is from RefSeq and is a predicted model, not a curated record. Gene Ontology annotation, molecular function: arylsulfatase activity. Bases 1 to 1773 code for a protein of 590 amino acids. The transcript is spliced from 10 exons.
AUGAUUUGGCAACUAACAUCUUAUUGGACAUCCCUGGUCACACCCCUGAUUUUUGGUCUGCUUUUGCAGCCACCGCUUACACAGCUUUCCAUCAUCGCACAGCCAAAUAUUGUCCUAUUGAUGGCUGAUGAUCUCGGCAUAGGGGAUGUAGGUUGCUAUGGGAAUGAUACUAUCAGGACCCCGAACAUUGAUCGCCUGGCAAAGGAAGGAGUGAAACUGACCCAACACAUCGCUGCAGCUCCACUUUGCACCCCCAGCAGAGCAGCUUUCCUCACUGGCAGAUAUCCCCUCCGAUCAGGGAUGGAUGCUAUAAACAAUUAUCGUGUUAUUUUUUGGAAUGGCGGCUCAGGAGGGCUUCCUCCAAAUGAAACCACUUUUGCCAAAAUACUGCAGCAGCAAGGCUACAGCACAGGACUGAUAGGGAAGUGGCAUCAAGGUGUUAACUGUGAAUCCCGCAACGACCAUUGUCAUCACCCUUUAAACCAUGGGUUUGACUAUUUUUAUGGGAUGCCUUUUACGCUAAUAAGUGACUGCCAACCAAAGGAAACACCAGAGAUGGACAGAGCCUUUAGAAGGAAACUGUGGCUUUCCACUCAGAUGAUUGGCCUUGUUACACUCACCGCUGCCCUGGGAAGACUGACCGGCUUGAUUUCAGUCCGCUGGAAAACGCUGAUCUGCCUUGCUGGGUUUAGUCUCCUGUUCUUCAUAUCCUGGUUCUCAAGUUAUGGGUUUGUACGAUACUGGAAUUGUAUUAUGAUGAGAAACCACGAAGUUACUGAGCAGCCAAUGGUGACAGACAGGACUACGUCCCUUAUCUUGAGAGAGUCCAUUUCAUUUAUUGAAAGAAAUAAGCACAAGCCAUUCCUCCUCUUUCUUUCCUUUCUACACUCCCACACCCCUCUCCUCACCACAGAGAAGUUUCUUGGGAGGAGCCGUCAUGGUUUAUACGGAGACAAUGUAGAGGAGAUGGACUGGAUGGUGGGCCAGGUUCUAGAUGCUAUUGACAAGGAAGGCUUGAAAAAUACUACACUAGUUUACUUUGCCUCUGAUCAUGGUGGAUGGCUGGAAAGACAAGAAGGCAAAAGGCAGCUGGGUGGCUGGAACGGAAUAUACAGAGGUGGAAAAGCUAUGGGAGGCUGGGAAGGAGGAAUCCGUGUCCCAGGGAUAUUUAGAUGGCCAGGAGUGUUACCUGCAGGCAGAGUUAUCAAUGAACCUACAAGCCUUAUGGAUAUUUAUCCUACAGUAAUUCAUCUGGCUGGAGGGGUGUUACCCCAGGACAGGGUAAUUGAUGGCCGGGAUCUGAUGCCUUUACUGCGGGGAACAGUUGAGCACUCAGAGCAUGAGUUCCUGUUUCAUUACUGUGGCAUUCACUUACACGCUGUGCGGUGGCACCAGAAGGACAGUGGAGCCAUCUGGAAGGCUCAUUAUGUGACCCCCGUCUUCCGUCCUCUUGGAGCUGGGGGUUGUUAUGAUAGAGGAUUUUGCCCAUGUUUUGGGGAAGGUGUGACCCAUCAUGACCCUCCGUUGCUGUUUGAUCUCUCACGAGACCCUUCUGAAGCCAAACCUCUGUCGGCUGACACCGAGCCCCUCUUUGACACUGUAAUAAGGAAGAUUGGAAGAGCCACAGAAGAGCAUCGCAGGACACUGACUCCAGUCCCAGAGCAGCUCUCUGUGUACAACAUCUUGUGGAAGCCGUGGCUGCAGCCAUGCUGUGGGACGUUCCCAUUCUGUUGGUGUGAUAAGGAAGGUGAUAAUAAACUUGCCGACCUAUAAAGGAAAGAACCAAAGUUACUUCCUCAAAAGUGUUUCUAGAUCAAGAGUGUUUUCUUUGGGGGUGUUGAUUGGUGAGUUGUUUGUUUGUUUUAAU